AUAUACAUAUACUAUGUCAGUUCAAGACGCCUAUAACAAAAUGUUCUCCAACUUUCAGCGAGUAAGAGAUUAUCUUGCUCCUGUUUUAAAGAACUCCAAGUUUAAAGAAACAGGCUGUAUUACACCUGAGGAAUUUGUAGCAGCUGGUGAGUUUCUAGUAUACAAGUGUCCUACCUGGCAUUGGGAAGCAGGCCUUGAUAACAAAAAGAGGGAUUAUUUACCAAGCGAUAAGCAGUUUUUAGUGACACGCAAUGUUCCAUGUAUUCGACGUGCUCGUCAAAUGGAAUACACUGAAGAUGAUUCUGAAACACAAAUCAAGGAUGAAAUUGAUGAUGGCGAAGACUGGAUGUUUACACACAGCACACGCGUUACUAAAACUAUGGAAGAGAUAGCUCAAAACAUUAUGACAGAAGAAGAAGAAGAAGCAGAGAUUAAAAAGGGUUUAGAGAAGCUAAAUGUAGAAGACAUACCUGACCUUGACGACAUGCCUGACAUAGACGAUAUCCCUGACAUGGAUGAUCAAGUGCAAGAAGAAGAAGAUCCUUCUGUCGUACCUAGAGACUCAAAUGAUAAGGUCUUGCAAGUGCGUACAUACGAUGUCUUUAUCACCUAUGACAAGUAUUAUCAAACACCGCGUAUAUGGCUUUUUGGCUAUGAUGAAGAACGUCGUCCCUUGACUUCCGCUCAAGUGUUUGAAGAUGUGUCGCCUGACUAUGUCAAAAAGACAGUGACUAUUGAAACACAUCCUCAUCUUUCUCUAAGUUUGGCUUCUAUUCAUCCUUGUAAACAUGCUGAAGUCAUGAAGAAGAUCAUUGAGAGGAUGGGUGAUGGUCAGCCUGCUGGUGUUGAUGAAGAAGGUGGUAUUCGUGUAGAUCAGUAUCUGGUUAUCUUUUUGAAGUUUAUGAGUUCUGUUAUUCCUACUAUUGACUAUGAUCAUACCAUCAGUGCAUAGACUUUUGAAUAAAUAGAAGUUGCUUACAGUCAUGAAAGAAUACUUGAUAUAAAAUAG
Molecule: messenger RNA, 1009 nt
Organism: Gilbertella persicaria
Lineage: Eukaryota; Fungi; Mucoromycota; Mucoromycetes; Mucorales; Choanephoraceae
Product: autophagocytosis protein
Exons: 5
Coding region: 14-952 (312 amino acids)
Biological process (GO): nucleophagy; autophagy of mitochondrion; autophagosome assembly
Cellular component (GO): cytosol; cytoplasmic ubiquitin ligase complex
Molecular function (GO): Atg8-family ligase activity
Source: RefSeq, a predicted model, not a curated record